Temnothorax curvispinosus is the source of this 2162-nucleotide messenger RNA. RefSeq names its product vesicular glutamate transporter 2-like. Gene Ontology annotation, molecular function: transmembrane transporter activity. Gene Ontology annotation, biological process: monoatomic anion transport. The record is from RefSeq and is a predicted model, not a curated record. The transcript is spliced from 2 exons. Bases 20 to 310 code for a protein of 96 amino acids. NCBI's taxonomy places the organism in Eukaryota, Metazoa, Arthropoda, Insecta, Hymenoptera, Formicidae.
CGGUUCCUUAUACGGAAUUAUGAAUACAUUUGGCAGUUUCCCCGGAUUCAUCAUUCCACCUAUUAUUGGCGCUUUGACUAAUGAAAAAAACGGCGUGGAAGAAUGGCGUGUAAUGUUUUGGAUAUCGGCGGUAGUGUUUAUAUCGGCAACAGUCCUCUUUUGGCUAUUCGGAUCUGCGGAAAUUCAACCAUGGAACGAUUCGAGUCAGGUAAAAGUGCCCACGCUUUCCGAAGAGGAGAUGCAGAUAAACGAAACGACGAAGAAAGAUGAUGCGGAUAAUACGGAAGCCGAGGAAAAUGAACGUCUCUAGUGAUUUAGGAAAUGAAAUAAAAUAAAAAAAUGUGUGUAUUCAUGUCUGUACAAAAAUUAAUAGUUCAAUGUUGGGAAGAGAGUGCAUCUGAAAUUGCAAAAUUUGAUCUCUGUUAAAAUGUCAUACUUUAUAUACGAUUACAGACCAACGUUUGUACAGCUUCUAAUUGUUAAUUUGUAGAAAGAUAAUCGCUAGAUUAUUAUUAGUACAUUGAAAUUUGGAACGGGAGAAUUGAAAUGGAUGUACGGAAUAUUCGAUAUAAAAUAUUCAAUUAUAUUAUAAUAUAUUUAAAAUAUUCGUGCUCCAGUUACAGAUACACGUUGCUAGAAUAUCACGACAUAUCUUUCGUCUUAAUUCGAUUUACUUUUUUUAGACACGGAGGUAUUUUUUCACUCUCUUUUUUUACUGUUACUAUAUAAGACUGUGAAAGCUGAAACUUAGAUUUUAUACAUUUUACGUAAUUUUCAAGCGUUUGUAUUGUCUCGAUUAUUUAAGUAUUUAUAUGAUAUUACGCUUUUGUCAUUCAUACAUUUGAGUGUGUCACGGUCGUGAUCAGUUAAUACCCGGGGGAACUAUAGAACGUGGUAUUCAAACAAUGUAAUGUAUCGGCAAAAUGUAAGAAUACUCGGUAGUGCAUUUCUUAUUUCGUGCCAAAGUACACGUAUGUUGCUCUCAUUAAACACUCGACAAAACUGUCGAUAUAUGCAUCUAAUGCUAGGUUGAGGAACCUUGGCACUGUCUUCAGGCCAAUAAACGCUCGAGGUUACUCGAUAUUAUAAAUGCAUUACGAUAGGUAUAUUUAAAUCGUUAUAUAUUUCUUGCUAUACGUAAUGAACCCUUUGCGAGGUGAUUUCAUAACUGUGAUAAAUAUUGGCAGUAAUUUACGCACAACAGUUUAACCGCGGUACUUGACCUAUAAUCUCGAUUUUCUGAGACUAUAAAUCAUGUACCAUUUCAAAGGGCAUCUCAAAUACUUAAAUACGAAAAAUCUCGCUUUAUGCAAUAAUUACUUGAACCCCAUUGGUCGCGUAUAACAAGAAAUCUUUAUGUACCCUUCCCGUCGUUUACGAGCGCUCAACUGUGUACAAAUAAUGUGUAGUUGUAGCGAUAAAAGCAACUCAUCUUCUAAUUUUCAUUUAUGAGGUGCAUUCGUGAGAAAGGCGACAAUGUCAAGCGAUCGAAUCCUUUGCUUCCAAAGAAAGACAUUGCGCUCGUGAAUAAGUGGAGAAGAAAUAUAUUACGUAGAUCGUGAGAAGUGUUACUUGUACAAUUGUACAUUAGAAAUUGUACGUCCGCACUAUAGGAAAAUAAGAGAUGCUAAAUGUGUUGUUCCUACAUUUUCUUUUUUUAUUUUAGAAAAGAUGAUUAUUGUUCAAGUCGAAUUUUCGACGUAAUGUUCAUCGUGCUGUCAAUAAUAAUGUUACUACGAAUUACUUUAAGAUCUAUGUGAAGCAAGUAUUUAGCAAUAAUAUUUGUUGCGCGUGUGAAUUGUAAAAAAUGAUACAUGAACAUUACAACUCGCUGUUUUAAAGUAAAUUAAAUCAUAGCGCAAAUUUAUGUGCGCCGUAAUAUUAUUGAUUGUUAAGUUGUGCAGACGUGCAUACUUUUAUUUACACAAUAAUACGUAUAUCUUUUCAAAUCAUUUCACUUUUCAUAUCUUUUUCUUUAUAUUAUUUUUAUGAUUAAGUCAUGACAGCAUUUGUUUUAUGAAUUUUACAUAGUGAAAUAUAGCGGAUUUACACAUGUAAGGAAUAAUCGAAUAUAUUUUGUGCGAUUUCAUUACAUAGUAAUAAAGAAUGUUAUGUAUCCACAAGUGGUAAAAUUUAUUAUUUAUUAAAUUUUAAUUAAUUAA